CUUUCAUUCAUUCUCAUUCUCUUUCUGCUCCACCCUAAUAGACUGACCAUUAUACUCUUCUAGUCAUCUUAUCCAUGACCUCGCCUCUUGCAAGAAGUACUAGCUCCAUCUCGAGCACUGACAUGGAGGCACUAUUUGCAAAGAUACACAAAGAUCAGGCUUCACAGCUAGAGUUGCUCAAACAUACAAAGCGUGCUAUGGAUAGGACAAUAGCCUCCAAGGACAGUUCAGAUAUUGGUGGACCAUCAACAGCUAGCCUGUGGCGUCUCAAAUUUCAUUCAAAUAUAACAAAUAGGUGUCGAAGCUACGUGAUCCGAGCCGGCCUGGAUAUUUUUGGACAGAACCCUCAAGCGAAUAAUUCACAGACAUACGAUUGUGUUCAUUGUCAACGCUCAUUCCCUGCACAACGAUAUGCUCCGCAUCUAGAAAAAUGUCUGGGAUUGUCUGGUCGAUCCUCCAGUCGUGCUGCUAGUCGAAGGAUGGGGGCGGGCGAGAGAGCUGGAUCGGGAUCACCUUUCACUCCAGUGAGUUACUCUGAUGAACGUGAUGCUAGUGACUCUGACAAAGACCUCAUUGAAAAAAAACAAUGCUUCAAGUACUAAUGGCUCGCAAACUAAUGGAGGCAGUGGAAGUUCGUUAAAUGGAAGCGAUUAUGGUGCCUCCAAUCUUAUAAAGUCUUCAUCCUCGAAUGCUUCAAAAGCCAAGAAGCAAAAAAGCGAUUCGUCAGAUUACCCGUUAAAA
Lobosporangium transversale is the source of this 741-nucleotide messenger RNA. RefSeq lists its product as hypothetical. Gene Ontology annotation, cellular component: DUBm complex; SAGA complex. Gene Ontology annotation, molecular function: transcription coactivator activity. Bases 75 to 602 code for a protein of 175 amino acids. The record is from RefSeq and is a predicted model, not a curated record. The transcript has 7 exons. Lineage: Eukaryota; Fungi; Mortierellomycota; Mortierellomycetes; Mortierellales; Mortierellaceae. Gene Ontology annotation, biological process: regulation of transcription by RNA polymerase II; positive regulation of DNA-templated transcription.